CUUUUCUCACACAACUCGCUAAUGGACUCUGCAUCCAGUCUUCUCCUAAAACCCAUUUUCUUGCAUUUGUUGUCUGCUUCUCUCCACCUAGUUUUGUUAGUAGCGUUCUUCGUUUCAUGGGUGUGGAAUAAAAUUGUUGUGGGUGCUAGAGAUGGUUCCAAGGAGAAACUCAGGGGUACUCUAUAUCCAAGGGCUCUGUUUUGUUCUUUGGGUGCUUCUGCAUUUAAUCUUGUCAUGUGUCUACUGUGUUACUUCUAUUGGUAUAGAAAUGGUUGGUCUGAUGAAAAGUUCGUGACCCUGUUGGAUUUGGCGCUUAAAACAGUUGCUUGGGGUGUUGUUUUUGCUUACUUGCGUACAGGAUUCUUCAAUUCAGGUGAAAGGAAAUUUCCGUUCUUCUUCAGAACUUGGUGCGCUUUCUACCUCCUUAUUUCUUGUUAUAGCUUUAUACUGGACGUUAUUCUCCAACUUAAACACGUCUUGCUGCCGCUUCAAUACUCAAUUUCUGAUGCUGUCUCCUCCUUUGUGAGUAUAUUCUUCUGUUACGUGGUGUUUUAUGUGAAAAAUGAGAGUGAAGAUAACACUCUUCAGGAGCCUCUUUUGCUUAACAAUGCUGAUUUAAGUAAUGCGUUAGAGUCAAAUAAGACCAAGGGGGAGGAAACUGUUACUCCCUACUCAAAUGCUGGCCUUUUCAGCAUUCUUACGUUCUCCUGGGUGGGUCCUCUGAUUGCUACGGGCAAGCAGAAAACUUUAGAUCUUGAGGAUGUGCCGCAACUAGCUGGUUGUGACAGUGUAGCUGGAGCUUUUCCACCUUUUAGAAAUAAACUUGAGGCUGACUGUGAUACAAUAAAUGGAGUGACCACACUUAAGUUGGUGAAGUCAUUAAUAUUCUCAGCUUGGAAAGAGAUUUUUGCAACAGCCAUUCUUGCACUUUUAAACACUUUGGCUUCUUACGUUGGUCCAUAUCUUAUUGACACUUUUGUUCAGUACCUCAAUGGUAAACAAACAUUUAAGAAUGAGGGAUAUGUUUUGGUGGCUACAUUUUUUGUUGCGAAGAUUAUAGAAUGUCUAUCACAAAGGCACUGGUUCUUUAUAUUGCAACAAAUUGGAAUUAGGAUCCGAGCACAGCUGGUGACAGUGAUUUAUAGUAAAAGCUUGACCCUUUCCUGUCAAGCCAAGCAGAGUCACACUACUGGAGAAAUAAUCAAUUUUAUGACUGUUGAUGCUGAGAGAGUCGGUGAUUUCAGUUGGUACAUUCAUGAUCUGUGGAUGGUAUUUUUGCAAGUAGCGUUGGCCUUGUUUAUUUUGUACAAGAAUCUUGGGAUGGCUUCAAUUGCCGCAUUGAUUGCUACUGUUAUUAUAAUGUUGGCAAAUAUUCCCUUGGGCUCACUGCAGGAAAAGUUUCAAGACAAGUUAAUGGAGUCAAAGGAUAGACGAAUGAAGGCCACAUCUGAGAUUUUAAGGAACAUGAGAAUUCUCAAACUACAGGGAUGGGAAAUGAAGUUUUUGUCUAAGGUUAUUGAACUAAGGAAGAUAGAAGAAGGUUGGCUAAGGAAAUUUUUUUACACAUCAGCCAUCACCACCUUUGUGUUCUGGGGUGCACCAACAUUUGUAUCUGUGGCUACCUUUGGUUCUUGUGCACUUCUGGGGAUCCCACUUGAAUCGGGGAAAAUCUUAUCUGCACUUGCAACAUUUCGAAUUCUUCAAGAGCCCAUUUAUAACCUUCCAGACACAAUUUCAAUGAUAGCACAAACUAAAGUAUCUUUAGAUAGGAUUGCAUCAUUCCUUCGACUUGAUGAUUUACAGUCUGAUGUUAUAGAUAAGCUUCCAAAGGGUAGUUCUAAUACAGCAAUUGAAGUAGUUAAUGGCAAUUUCUCGUGGGAUUUAUCUUCCUCUAAUACAACAUUGAAAGGUAUAAAUCUCACGGUCAUGCAGGGCAUGAGGGUUGCUGUCUGUGGUACUGUUGGCUCAGGCAAGUCCAGUCUACUAUCAUGUAUUUUGGGAGAAGUGCCAAAAAUAUCAGGAACAAUAAGGGUGUGUGGAACUAAGGCCUUUGUUUCUCAGUCUCCAUGGAUUCAAAGUGGCAAGAUUGAAGAGAAUAUAUUAUUUGGUAAGGAGAUGGAUAGAGAAAGGUAUGAGAAGGUCCUUCAAGCAUGUUCCCUAAAGAAGGACCUAGAGAUUCUGCCAUUUGGUGAUCAGACAAUUAUUGGAGAGAGGGGAAUCAAUUUGAGUGGUGGACAAAAACAGAGAAUUCAGAUUGCACGAGCUCUCUACCAAGAUGCUGAUAUAUAUCUAUUUGAUGAUCCUUUUAGUGCUGUGGAUGCUCAUACAGGAUCGCACCUUUUUAAGGAAUGCUUACUAGGUUUUUUAAGUUCCAAGACAGUUAUUUAUAUCACUCAUCAAGUAGAGUUCUUACCUGCUGCCAACCUUAUUUUGGUCAUGAAAGAUGGGGAAAUUACUCAGUGUGGAAAGUAUAAUGAUUUGCUCAACUUAGGGACUGACUUUAUGGAGCUUGUUGGGGCACAUAAAAAAGCGUUAUCUGCACUUAAUUCAUUGGAUGGGGGGGAAGAGUCUGAUAAAGUAAGUAUAGCUGAUCAAGAGAUAAAUAUCUCUGGUGUACAAGUUACAGAGGAAAAAGAGACAAACAGUGAUAGGCAGAGUGAUAAAACAGAUAAUGUAGUUGAACCAAAAGGCCAGCUUAUUCAAGAGGAAGAAAGGGAGAAAGGUAAAGUUGGGCUUUCUGUCUACUGGAAAUAUAUUACUACAGCAUAUGGAGGAGCUCUUGUACCAAUUAUAUUGUUGGCACAAAUUCUAUUUCAAGUUCUUCAAAUUGGAAGCAACUAUUGGAUGGCUUGGGCAACUCCCGUCUCUUCAGAUCUGAAACCACCUGUUGGAACCUUUAUGCUUAUAGUUGUCUAUGUUGCUAUGGCCAUAGGAAGUGCUUUUUGUAUCCUUGUUAGAGCAAUUUUUCUAUUCACAGCUGGUUACAAGACUGCAACUCUGCUCUUCAAUAAAAUGCACUUGUGCAUCUUCCGUGCACCUAUGCCAUUUUUUGAUGCCACUCCAAGUGGAAGGAUUAUUAACAGAGCCUCUACAGAUCAAAGUGCAGUUGAUUUAAACAUUCCCUAUCAAAUUGGGUCAUUUGCCUUCUCCAUGAUCCAACUUUUUGGAAUAAUAGCAGUGAUGUCUCAGGCUGCAUGGCAGGUUUUCAUCAUCUUUAUACCUGUGAUAUCAAUCAGCAUUUGGUAUCAGCAAUAUUAUCUACCUUCAGCUCGAGAGCUAUCACGGUUAAUUGGAGUGUGCAAAGCUCCAGUCAUUCAGCACUUUGCUGAAACUAUUUCAGGGACAACAACUAUCAGGAGCUUUGAUCAAGAGUCAAGAUUUAAGGAAACAAAUAUGAAACUGAUGGAUGGGUAUUCUCGGCCAAAAUUUAACAGUGCUGCUGCUAUGGAAUGGCUUUGCUUCCGCUUGGAUAUGUUGUCUUCCAUCACAUUUGUCUUUUCCUUAAUAUUCUUGAUAUUUAUGCCACGGGGAGUCAUAGAUCCAGGUAUUGCUGGUUUGGCUGUUACGUAUGGACUUAAUCUAAACAUGUUACAAGCCUGGGUGAUAUGGAAUCUUUGCAACUUGGAGAAUAAAAUUAUAUCAGUAGAGAGAAUACUUCAGUAUAGUAGCAUUCCAAGUGAGCCCCCUCUUGUGAUAGAAGAAAAUAGACCCAAUCUUUCUUGGCCAAUGCAUGGGGAAGUUGACAUUUGUGAUCUACAGGUUCGCUAUGCUCCACAUCUUCCGCUUGUGUUGCGUGGCAUAACGUGCAAAUUCCCUGGUGGACUGAAAACUGGCAUUGUUGGGAGAACAGGAAGUGGUAAAACAACUCUCAUACAAGCACUUUUUCGAAUCAUUGAGCCAGCUAUUGGGCAAAUUGUGAUUGAUGGCAUCAACAUUUCAUCAAUUGGACUUCAUGAUUUGAGGUCUAGACUUAGCAUUAUUCCUCAAGAUCCAACCAUGUUUGAAGGUACAGUGAGAAGUAACUUAGACCCAUUGGAAGAGUACACAGAUGAGCAAAUUUGGGAGGCUCUAGAUAAGUGUCAACUUGGAGAUGACGUUCGAAAGAAAGAUGGAAAGCUAGACUCUGCAGUUAGUGAAAACGGUGAGAAUUGGAGCAUGGGUCAGAGGCAAUUGGUGUGCCUUGGUAGGGUGCUACUUAAGAGAAGUAAGGUGUUGGUGCUUGAUGAGGCCACCGCGUCGGUUGAUACCGCCACAGAUAACCUAAUUCAGCAAACUCUUCGGCAACAUUUCUCUAACUGUACAGUCAUUACCAUUGCACAUAGAAUAACUUCUGUUCUUGACAGUGAUAUGGUUCUGCUUCUCAAUCAAGGACUGAUUGAGGAGUUUGACUCUCCAACAAGAUUGCUUGAGGACAAAUCAUCUUCUUUUGCUGAGCUUGUUGCUGAGUAUACCAUGAGAUCCAAGUCUUCCUACCAGUAAAUGAGCUUAUCUCUGAUUUUGCUUACUGAAACAAAGAUAACACAGUUUCUUGAUUAUGACGAAAUUGGGGGAAAUCUGUCAAUAACGAUCAUAUGAAGGAGUUAAUAUGAAAUUGGGAUAAUCCAGUCGAACAACGUUAACGCCACUUGCUGUUUUGCUGUUUUGAGUUGCAGAUUUUAAUAGUUGUGAGUAUGAUGUGUUUUUAUAUAUGAGUUAGGAUCUUGUUGAGAACAAUAUACAUGGGGAAAGUUAAGAGAGAAGAUUGUAAAACUAUAAGAUGGUCAUUACUGUCACAUUGAUUUGUUUGGAGUACUGAUAAGAUUAUGUAAUUUGGCCAAGUUAGUGUGGAAUCUCUCCAAUAGUUGAGAUGUUAUGUUAA
Messenger RNA from Neltuma alba, 4858 nucleotides. RefSeq names its product ABC transporter C family member 3. Gene Ontology annotation, cellular component: membrane. Gene Ontology annotation, molecular function: ATP hydrolysis activity; ABC-type transporter activity; ATP binding. The transcript has 10 exons. Gene Ontology annotation, biological process: transmembrane transport. The coding region runs from base 22 to 4479 and encodes 1485 amino acids. NCBI's taxonomy places the organism in Eukaryota, Viridiplantae, Streptophyta, Magnoliopsida, Fabales, Fabaceae. The record is from RefSeq and is a predicted model, not a curated record.